Molecule: messenger RNA, 3386 nt
Organism: Ictidomys tridecemlineatus (thirteen-lined ground squirrel)
Lineage: Eukaryota; Metazoa; Chordata; Mammalia; Rodentia; Sciuridae
Source: RefSeq, a predicted model, not a curated record
CCCUGUUUUCUUGAGGUGGCAGACAUGCUCCAUUGAUCCAGAAGGGAGGUACUGAAGUGCUUUAAGUUGAAGGUGGAAGGGCCAGGAGCAGUGGCCAGCUGUGUCCCCAGCAGAGCCAGGAGCAGCUUCUCGAUGGCACUGGGCAACUGUCCUGGAGACAGAGGGCAAUGCUGAUGCUGGCCUGGCACCUCUGUGGUCCCACUGAACCGUUGCUCUGCCUGGAAGCAAGCAAGGAGGGUGUGGAAAAGAGCCGCCACUCCUGCCCACCACCACCAGCGCCCAACCCUGAACUUGCCUGAGGUGUGGCCCAGGAGGGGCCCAGGGCUUGGCCAAGGCCUUGGGUGAGCCCAGCAGUCCUUUGGAGCCUGUGUACACACAGGCUGGGCGCCCAGCAGCAGGAGUGGCUCGGACUCUGUCCCUGCAGUCGUGGAAGUUAGUAGAAGGCGCCAGGGAGGAGUCGCUUCCAGCCGCACAUCAAGUUCUGCCCAGUGCUCAGUCUGAUGCCCAUCAAGCCCUCUGACCACCUGGAAUGGAAUGAGCCUAUGCACUCCCUCCGGAUAAGUGUGGGGGGACUUCCUGUGCUGGCGUCCAUGACCAAGGCCGCAGACCCCCGCUUCCGUCCCCGCUGGAGGGUGAUCCUGACAUCUUUCGUGGGCGCAGCACUCUUCUGGCUGCUGUACUCCCACCGCCCAGCCCCGGGCAGGACUCUUGCUCACAAUGCACACAACUGGAGACUUGGCCAGAUGCCUGCUGCCCACUACAAUGACACCUACCCCCUCUCGGCCCCCCAGAGAACACCAGGUGGACUUCGGUACCGAAUUGCAGUCAUUGCUGACCUGGACACAGAGUCUAAGGCUCAGGAGGAAAACACCUGGUUCAGUUACCUGAAGAAGGGCUAUCUGACCCUGUCAGACAGUGGGGAUAAAGUGACCAUUGAGUGGGACAAAGACCAUGGGAUCCUAGAGUCCCACCUGGCAGAAAAGGGAAGGGGCAUGGAGCUCUCUGAUCUGGUCGUCUUUAAUGGGAAACUCUACUCUGUGGAUGACCGCACAGGGGUCAUCUACCAGAUCGAAGGCACGAAGGCUGUGCCCUGGGUGAUUCUGUCUGAUGGCGAUGGGACCGUGGAGAAAGGCUUCAAAGCCGAGUGGCUGGCUGUGAAGGACGAGCACCUGUACGUGGGCGGCUUGGGCAAGGAGUGGACCACCACCACCGGGGAGGUGAUGAAUGAGAACCCCGAGUGGGUGAAGGUGGUGGGCCACAGGGGCAGCGUGCACCACGAGAACUGGGUGUCCAGCUACAAUGCCCUGAGGGCCGCCGCUGGGAUCCGACCCCCAGGCUACCUCAUUCACGAAUCUGCCUGCUGGAGCGACACCCUGCAGCGCUGGUUCUUCCUGCCUCGCAGGGCCAGCCACGAGCGCUACAGUGAGAAGGAAGAUGAGCACAAGGGCACCAACCUCCUCCUGAGCGCGGCCCAGGACUUCGGGGACAUCUCCGUCCGCCGUGUUGGAGAGCUGAUCCCCACACACGGCUUCUCAUCCUUCAAGUUCAUCCCCAACACUGACGACCAGAUAAUCGUGGCCCUCAAGUCUGAAGAGGAUACUGGCAUCGUCGCCACCUACAUCAUGGCCUUCACGCUUGAUGGGCGCGUCCUCCUCCCAGAAACCAAGAUAGGAAGUGUGAAGUAUGAAGGAAUAGAGUUCAUAUAGAUUAAAAUGCUCCCAACGCCAGCAAGGCUGAGCCGGGCCUCUGGUUCUGUAAAGCCCAGGGGACUCACUUCUGUUGUCUUCUCUUUGUAACCAUGAAGUGUGUGUCUGGUUUCGUCCCCAGAGCAGGGAGUUCAGUUCCUGGCAUGGAGCAGCCUGAAGUUGUGAGUGGCAGGGAGGCCCCCCAGCCCUGGCCAGCUCCCAGCUCUGUGCUGCCGGGCGGCUGCAGAGGCGACUGCUGCAGGCAUCUUGAUCUGGGCCACCGACUGCCCGCCAGGUUCUGCCCCCUCUGGCCCACCUGGCCUCCCGGCUUGCCUUUCCCUGUGCUCUCUGUGUAGUCAGUGCUUCAGGAGCACCGAGGGCACUGAAGCAGGUGCCCUGUCUUAGAAUCCACAGGGAGUGGAGGCAGGCCUGCCGUGAGGAGCUCCCAGCUACCCCCAUCCUCCUCUCAAACCCGGGCAUCCAUUCCAUGCGCCCCCAGACCCUUGGAAAGUAAAUGUUUACACUGCAGGAUGCAUGGAGCAUGGUGGCCUCUGGGGACACCUGCCCACUGCUGACUGGCACCCUGCAAGGUUGCUCCCAGCCACCCCACAGCCAAGGACCCUGCUUCCGCCCUUUGGGAAUGUUCUAGGGCUGUGUAGCACUGUGAGGUUUUAAUUAUUAACUUAUUUUUACUAAAGUAGUUUCCUCUCUCAUCAAAUGGAAUCACCAAAUCUCACCCCACAGAGCAGUCACAGUGAAUAAAUUUGCCACCAGCGGCAGGAAGUUGUCACUAAGCAGCCACAGGUAGCAAAGCCAGUUUACAGUGGUGUCUGAGUGCUUGGCUCGCGGCCAUUCCCUGGCAGCUUUCAGAAGGCGCCUUGCCCUUCAGGACUCUCACGGAUGACUUGAAUGUCUUGUUCCCUGACCCUUGACCAGGGCGGCUUUGUUCUGGAGGUUGUCCUGCCACCUCCUGGGUUUCUCUCCAUGGCCUUUCUCCUUCCUGUGGGAGUUUUGCAGCCUCCUCUCUGUGGAAGCUUCGCACAGACUUGGCUCCUUGUUGGUCCCUGUUGUCUCUUCCCAGUGCUGGGGAGGUGGGGGUGGUUGGGGACAGAGGUGAGGCAGGACUAAGCCAAGAAGGGAUGAGUCCAUUCAUCAUGGCAUCCCUGUCUGGCUGCCUCACCCUGCGACAGAAGCUCGGCAGUGGUGGGAGGGACUCUUGGCUGCACCUGGCCCUGUGCUGACCCUUGCAGACCUCUUCUCCUUGGAACUGGGACAGUCCCCUGCCGGGCUCUGGUGAGACGUCCUGCACAGCUUGGUCCUCCUGCUGUAGGAGAAGCAGCAGAGCAAAGACACUCGACUGAACAUGAUGGUUCUCCAAGCCGGGCUUCCUCGGGCGCAGCCACGACCCCGCUCUCCUGCCUUUGCCUGGUGGGCUUCUGAGCCGCCACCCCCUGAGCGUCGAUGCCAUCAGAGCUGUUCUUUAAAACAAAAUCAAGACCUCCAGAGGCCGGGCAGUCGCUGGCUUGAGGCACUCUUGAUGUGUUGGGGCUCCUGAGCCACAGGCCAGGUGUGCAACUGAGUGACUUCCAGAGACCUGGAAGCCAGCCUUCCCUGUCCCCGUGUUCGCUGCUGUCGGCAUGAUGAUUGUCUCCUUCCCUUUGUCCAUUUGUUUCAUAAACAAUAAAGCGCAGGGGAACGUGA